Salmo salar (Atlantic salmon) is the source of this 5746-nucleotide messenger RNA. The record is from RefSeq and is a predicted model, not a curated record. NCBI's taxonomy places the organism in Eukaryota, Metazoa, Chordata, Actinopteri, Salmoniformes, Salmonidae.
GUGUAGUUCUUUAGUACACUGUAACAUUUUAACGAAAUGAUCAACUGUUCCAUUUUGCUUGAGUAUAGGAAAAGGGAAGCAUAUAAAACCGACGUAUCAAAGAGACUUUGGCAAGUGCGCUAGCGAGUCGGUAGUCAAGUUUAUAUUUGUGACACUUUUAAGCCACAAAAAUGCCACACUCGUACCGCUCGUAUUUUGACCUGUUAAUGCCGAAUGAGAUGUUUUGUGUGUGUGCCAUUGAGUCUUCUAAAAGCGUACUUAACGGAGACCAUUUCCUCUGUGAACGCCAAGCUACGCUGAGAGCGGAGGUGAGGGUGGGUUGCAGCAGCGCAUCAUCAUCAUCAUCAUCAUCAUCAGGACCACCCGAGGAGCCAACAGCAACCAGCCGCGUCGACAGCCCAUCUGUAGCAUCAACAUGGCACAUUCCACCGAGGGGACCAAAGACCGGAGAGGAAGCGAAAGUGGUGCAGCUGGAGGUAACUUAAUGGAGAACGGCACGGUCCACUCAGACAACCAUAACCACCACCAUGAGCACAGCAAGCCCCCCCUCAUCCAGCACUCCCUGCACUAUGGCAACCCCCAGCAGGGAUCCGAUGAGCAGGACCUGGACCAACACAGCCUAGCCUCCCAGGACUCUGGCAUCCCUACCCUGGAGAUCAACCACCCCGAGCACAUCCACGCCCAACCAGGAGACUGUGGCCUUACCCUGGGUUCCAACCACAACGACCAGGGCCCUGCUACCCUCUCUCUAGACGAGUCUGGAGACAGCGCUGGCCUCCGCAAGUCCUCCACCUUCCCCCGCAGUGGCUAUGACUCGGUGCGCCUCUUCAGCCCCGCCCCAAGGUCCGGCGCUGGCGGCGUGGGAGUCGUCACCACGGGGAUGGGCGGCGUAGGAGGGGGAAACCUUAACCGCAGUGACGACAUUUCGGUGUGCAGCGUGUCGAGCUUGAGCACGGAGCUCUCAGCCACGCUGUCUGCGUCCAACGAGGACAUCCCGGACUUCAUGGUCACCUCCGACUCUAGCGCCAUCGUCACCCUGGAGACGGACGAGGGCGACGCCGCUCAAUUCUCGGACGUCACUCUGUCGUCGUCGCCGGGCGGUGACAUUGGAGGGGAUCUGUGGAGCCCACGAGGGAGACAGCUGGGGUCAGAGGAGGGCAGGCCCAAGAGGCUGGGGCCACUGGCUAGCUUCUUCAACAGGAGUCUGUUUGCUAAGAAAGUGAAGGACACUGUGCCAGUGGAGCAGAAGGACACAGGCUGGAAGCUGUUUGGUAGGGUCCCCCCUAGAGAUGGCUUGGUGAAGGACCCCCAGAAAAUAGACAAGGAAUAUGAAAGUAAGACUAGCAGAGCUGGACCUGGACACAGUCCCCCGUCUCCUAGACAGAGUGUCAGGAAGAACCUGGACUUUGAGCCCAACUCCACCACAGCACUUAUACUGGAGGCUCGCCCUGCUAAUCUGCCAGCCAAGCCUGCGGAGGAGGCCCAGAAACACAGACAACAGUAUGAGGAGAUGGUGGCCCAGGCCAAGAAAAGAGAGCUCAAGGAGGCCCAGAAGAGGAGGAAGCAGCUGGAGCUCAGGUGUAAGGUGGAAGAGAGCAUUGGCAACGCCGCCCAGACCUGGAACCAGGAGAUUUUACCCAACUGGAGCACCAUGUGUAACUCUCGGCGGGUCAGGGACCUCUGGUGGCAGGGCGUGCCCCCUAGUGUCAGGGGCAAGGUCUGGAGCCUGGCGGUGGGCAACGAGCUCAACAUCACUCACGAGCUGUACAACAUCUGUCUGGCCAGGGCCAGGGACAAGUGGAAGUCUAUGCCUACAGAACCAGUGACUGAAGAUGCAGGUUCAUCUCUGGCGGACAGAGAGGCCAGUCUGGAGCUGAUCAAGCUGGACAUCUCCAGAACAUUUCCCCAUCUCUGUAUCUUCCAACAGGGAGGUCCGUACUACGACGUGCUGCACAGCAUUCUAGGAGCAUACACCUGCUAUAGGCCAGACGUGGGCUACGUUCAGGGUAUGUCGUUCAUCGCGGCGGUGCUGAUCCUCAACCUGGACACGGCAGACGCCUUCAUAGCUUUCGCCAACCUGUUGAACAAGCCCUGUCAGAUGGCCUUCUUCAGAGUGGACCACAGCCUUAUGUUGACCUACUUUUCGGCUUUUGAAGUGUUCUUUGAUGAAAACCUACCUAAGCUGUUUGCACAUUUCAAGGAAAACAACUUGACCCCUGAUAUUUAUUUAAUCGACUGGAUCUUCACCCUGUACAGUAAGUCACUGCCGUUGGACCUGGCGUGUCGGGUGUGGGAUGUGUUCUGUCGUGACGGAGAUGAGUUCCUGUUCCGGGUGGCCCUGGGAAUCCUGCGCCUGUACGAGGACGUGUUGACCCGCAUGGACUUCAUCCACAACGCCCAGUUCCUCACCCGCUUACCCGAUCACAUCCCCCCCGAUCAGCUGUUCUCGCACAUCCACGCUGUCCACAUGACCAGCAAGAACAGGAAAUGGGCACAGGUUCUUCAGGCCUUACAGAAGGAGCAGUCCAGUCCUAAAGCGCUGAGUACAACGGUCAUCCAGGAGCAAAACAACAGACAAUAGCUCAUUCUCCAACCCAGUACUCUACCUGACCCCAUGAAACACUGGACCCGGGCCAGGCUGUGUGAGGGAGCUGCCCUCCCUGGGACGGAGCUACCCCAGGCUCAGAGCGCUCUGGGCUGGGGACAAUCAGCCACUGUGGUCCCCCUAGAUGUGAGUCACGGAGCAGAGACCCUGGAGGUCUGGAACAGACUGGGGUGAGGGGUGACUAGGCCUUUUUAUACAUGCUGUGCCCCCUGUCCCAGAAUGAAACCAGGCAGAAAGAUGCUCUCGAAUGUACUGUAUUCUGCCACAUGUCUAUAGCAGGAAUACUAGUUACCCAACUGGACCUGCUCUCUUUCUCACUCCUCUUUAGAACUUUCCACUAUUUUCUCUCUCUCUCCUACGUCUCUCUCUCCUACGUCUCUCUCUCCUACGUCUCUCUCUCCUACGUCUCUCUCUCCUACGUCUCUCUCUCCUACGUCUCUCUCUCCUACGUCUCUCUCUCCUACGUCUCUCUCUCCUCGUCUCUCUCUCCUACGUCUCUCUCUCCUACGUCUCUCUCUCCUACGUCUCUCUCUCCUACGUCUCUCUCUCCUACGUCUCUCUCUCCUACGUCUCUCUCUCCUACGUCUCUCUCUCCUACGUCUCUCUCUCCUACGUCUCUCUCUCCUACGUCUCUCUCUCCUACGUCUCUCUCUCCUAUCCCUCUCUCUCUCUCUCUUCUACCUCUACUCCAAACCUCUGUUGUCAUUGGUCAUUCCUGCAAGUCAGCUGCGAUUUUUAUCAUUAGCCUUUUUUGUUUUGUUUGGACUGAUGUGUUUUUAAUUUGUUUGCUGAAUCCUAGUUGGUUCCAUUUGUUUGUUAUUUGUUUCUGUACCAUUCCAUGAAGGAAAGGCUCCCAAGGAGAAGACGUGGGUGUUUGUUGAUCUGGGGAGAAUGGUUCAUUGACUUGAAAGGAGGGCGUAGUCAAUGAAUUUGUAUUCUUAUCAAGAUUCAACUGAAAUACAACAGAUGUAAUUGUUGUUGUGUUGUGCCGUUAAAGAUUCACUUCUUAAAUACAUGUUUUACUAACCCUCUUCAAGAGGAAAUGAGCUGCCUGGAAAAAGGAAUGAGGUGAUAUUUAAUGUCUUCUACAUCCCCUAAGGUGGUAUAAAGUGGAACAGCUAAGGUGGAUUAGGAGAAUCAAUAUACUACAGUAUAUCACCUGCCUCCUUUUUCCUGUUUUCUGCACAUUUCAUUUUUCAUGGUAAUGAAUUUCUGUUGUCUUUGUUUCUCAUUUAAGUGUCAUCUCUUAGUAUGGAGACAAUCUCUUUAUUUGUCGUUACGUUAUAAUGAAGAAAAACUGGUUAUUCUAACACAACAAACCUCACUGGUAUCGUCCCAUUUGAUAUAAUCCACUUCAGUCACCCCCCCCCAACCCAUGUGUACCGGUUUGAUUGAGAAGCUGCUUAGAAGACUCCAGAAAGGAAAACAGAUUGUUGAUGAUUUUAUGGGUGAAGCAUUGCUGCCCUGUUGUCCUCAGUAUGCCCUUUCCCUAUUGGAUGUGCUCACUUAGUAAGUGCUGUAACCCAAUCAGAAGCUGUCUUACUUCAUGGUGAUGAGCAUUUGUUAAUGUAGAUAAAGGACCUGAGUCAUGUUUGCUCAGGUUUUCAUGUUUCUGAACACACCAGCCUUGGUUUAGAUGUGUGGGAUGGGAGGGUGUCGUUCAGAAAGAGGCUUUGGUUUGGUGUUCAGUUCACAGAUUCUACUACUUCUUUCAUGUCUGCCGGCCACCAUCACCUGCCAAAAAGAGAACUCCUCAGUAGAUGAUCCUGAAUGUGAGGCUCGUUUCAAAUGUAGGUACCGUACUAAACCCUCCAUACUCCAGAGCCCCCAAGCAUUUAGUGACCCCUAUGGCUGUUUGAAACACUUCAAAGUGCAUAUUGAGAAGUGGGCGAUAUUCAGCCAGCCAUAGCAACAGGAUGUCAGACAAUCCCCCCCCCCUCGUCGUUUCACCUCCUCACCCCCCUGUGCACAUAGACAUUCUGAUCACGUUAUGAAGACAGACGCACUCCUUCCCCUGCUCUGCCUAUGUGGUGAAUACCACAGUACUGCAAUAAAGCAUUCUGCACAAUCAUGUUCCUUUUGUUUGUCACCAUCUGUAGUUUCACACCGUUUUUUUUUUGUCUUGAGUACAUUCUCUCACUAUAUUGGUGUCCCUCACAUCUGAUUGAGGACCCUUGUGUGUGUGUUGUAUGUGAUUUGAAGUGACAUUUCUAAAGGACAAAAAGACAUCCCCUGUUAGUGACUGUGUGAAUGUUACAGGGUUGAGGCAUGUGUGUCCGACAUGGCCUUACCCAGCCACAAUAAUCAAUCAGUAAGAACUACUGGAAGUAGACACCCCUUAAUCACAGAAGUGCAUCCUGGGAAGAAUAAAUGACUGUCAUUGGUCUGUUGUAGAUCCAUUAAAUGUAAUAAUGAAGGCCAUAUGAUAUCUUUCCACGUUAUCUCAUUUUCUUUAAGCUUUGUAUUGUCAGUUUGAUUGUCUCAUUGUUUUUAUAUGUGACAUGUCCAAGUAACCCUUUCUGGUUGUAGAGAACUGGAGUGGAACAUGGGUGGGAGGGCAGCAGGGUCAAAAAUGGAACUGGAAGUGUACAAUCACUUGAAGUGUACACUGAGUACACCUAAUUUUUGAAUUUCUCCCCGUUUCCCUCAGAACAGCCUCAGUUCGUCGGAGUGUCAAGCUUUCCACAGGGAUGCUGGCCCAUGUCGACUCCAAUACCUCCCACAGUUUUUCCGAGUUGUCAGGAUGUCCUUUGGGUGGUGGAACAUUCUUGAUACACACAGGAAACUGUUGAGCGUGACAAACCCAGCAGUGUUGCAGUUCUUGACACAAAGCGGUGUGCCUGGCACCUAUUACCUAUUACCAUACCCCGUUCAAGGGCACUUAAAUAUUGUGUCUUGCCCAUUCACCCUCUGAAUGGCACACAUACACAAUCCAUGUCUCAAGGCUUAAAAUGCUUCUUUAACCUGUCUCCUCCCCUUCAUCUACACUGAUUUAAAUGGAUUUAACAAGUGACAUCAAUAAGGGAUAAUAGCUUUCACCUGGUCAGUCUGUCAUGGAAGGAGCAGGUGUUCUUAAUGUUUUGUAUACUCAGUGUAUAGCUACUGUUUUAUUAAAUAAAGAUGUGUACAUAUACAACUUGA